UCAAUUUUAAAACAAAAUUGAUAUUACACUUCCUGUGUAGGAUAAUCAUGGCUAACUUGUCUGCAACUGUAUUGAAUUUCAUAAUAACAAGGAUUCAGUUUUGGAAAAGUUAGAUCUGUCUCGUCUCUAAAGCCAGAGUUAUAUUAGUUAUGGCAUCAUCUGGUAGCCGUGAAGAAAAGUUCUUGGAAACCUUUUUUCCAUUGAUAAGUCAGUUUGCUUUUGAUAAAGCCAAAGACUUAACAGAAAAGGAAAAAGAGACAGUUAAACCUGCUGGUGCAGUAUUUGGAUCAUCUUCUAGUGUUUUUGGAUCAUCAUCUAGUUUGUUUGGAUCAACAUGGGGACUUUUGGUCCACUGUCUUGCACAGUUUGUCACAGCAGAGAAGGCAUAUAUGUCACUUAGUUUUCUGGAACAGAAAGGAUUUUUUCACAGGUCUAAAGAUCUGAAAUCAUUAUACCAAAAUUUGAUUACUGAAAUAAAGAAAGUUGAAGACAGUUCUGACCAGUCAAGACAAGGAGAAUUUGAACAGUUGCUGGCUCAUUUGUCAGGACAUCUUUGUCAUUAUCUUACAGCUAAACUCAAAACAAUGGAGUUCUAUGAACAAAUCAGUGCAAUGGGCACCAUGAAAGUAAUCAAUUAUUCUGACUUGGUGAUUGUAAUAACAGAUAUAGUACAAAGUUGUAGUAAAAGUUUUCAUCAUCCUUUGCUGAGCCCCCUGAAGGCAACUUUUGGAUUGGAAUGUGAUGCUAUACUCCAUUUGCUACAAGCACAAAUAUUGAUGUCUGAUUGGAAAUUUUUAGCAUCUUUGAUGCAAUUAUAUGAGGCACAUACAAAACUGACUACAUGGGGAGCCACAGCACAACUUAAAGAGACAAAGAAAUCUACGUUUGGAAGUAGCAGUAAACAUUCUGGAUGGCCUGCAUUGUAUUUAUGGUUAACAAAGUACAAAGGUUUUCUGUUGUCUAAGUUCAGCUUGUAUUUCUAUGAUGUGCUACAGAAACAUACAACUAAUAAUGAAAUGAAAGGAUUAAUAACUAAGGCAACAGAAGACUUUGUGGCUAGGUUGAUGACUUUUCAAAGAAGAAGUGAUGCUCAUUAUGUUUCAUUAGUGCUUGAUGUUCAAAGUCUUGGAAGUUCUUACAUUGGUCCAGGUUAUAAUCACCCUGAAAAACACCACACAACACCUCAGGGAUUAGACAGCUUUCCAUCUAUAUUCUCAUAUCCUCAUUCCGAACGACCAGCUCAACAUUGGCCAAAUGUGGUUUCACUGAUUACUAAUCGCCCUCAAGACAGUAAAAUGAUUUGUGUACAUGACAAGAAAGCACAAAGUACUUAUUUUCUGUCACAAGUAGACACAAAAGUGACUCUGGUAGUAAUAUUUGAAAGCAAAAAGUCGGAAAAAGAUUCGUAUGUGAACAAUUUUAUGGUGGAGUUUAGUUUGAGUUUGAAAGGAACUAAAUUGUUUAAUCAUUUCAAACCAGGAAUCAAAGGAUAGGAACAUGGAGCCAAAAGGAUAUAAAUGUGUACACGAAUCGACAUGAAUGUCAACACCAAUCAACAUGAAUGUUUACACGAUUGUGUUAUCUUUUUUGUUAUUAAAGAUUAUAAUUUUCUCA
Mytilus trossulus (common blue mussel) is the source of this 1614-nucleotide messenger RNA. RefSeq names its product KICSTOR subunit 2-like. The record is from RefSeq and is a predicted model, not a curated record. NCBI's taxonomy places the organism in Eukaryota, Metazoa, Mollusca, Bivalvia, Mytilida, Mytilidae. The transcript is spliced from 11 exons. The coding region runs from base 150 to 1493 and encodes 447 amino acids. Gene Ontology annotation, cellular component: KICSTOR complex. Gene Ontology annotation, biological process: cellular response to glucose starvation; cellular response to amino acid starvation; negative regulation of TORC1 signaling.